GGAGAGCGCAGCGGACGGGAUGAGGCAUUCACGGCGAGGAGGGAAAACCUGGAGGAGCGUCAGACAGCAAAGUGUCCUAAAGUCCUAAAAUACCUCCAACGUUUAUGUUCAACCUUUAACCGGAUUAAAGUGUAAUCUAACACGGCUGGAAGAUAAUAAUCCCGGAAUAAUCUGCUCCAAGAAAGAUCGAUUUUUCUGGAACAUCAACAGAAGGAAUUACUCGGGAGUUUUCCUCCAAACUGCCACCGUGGUCCGCGAACAUCCAGAGGAAAGUUUCUGCCACACUCGGCUCUGAAAGCUCUGACCACAUCCCCCCCCCUCCAGUCCUCCUCCAGUCACAUCAACAGGAGCUCCACCAGCCUCCAACCCCCCUGGAAAUAUCACCCACCCCCCCAAUAAAGACUGAAAAGUCUGAGCAGGAAAUUAAGGAGUGGCAGAGUUUUUCCAGAGGAAAUAAUAUCACCAAGGAUUUAACGGUUGUGUGUCGGGCUGCUUCCUGGCUGAGUGUCAGAGGGGGGGGCGGGGGGACGUCUCACCUGAGGCAGGUCCGAUGUCUCCGGCGCUCAGCACGAGGCUCUGAGGAGGCGGCGGGAUUUUAAGUCAAGCUGGUUGAAACGCGAGGGAGCAUGGGGAAGGAGCAGGACCUGCUGCAGGCGGUGAAGAGUGGAGACCUGAUGUCCACUCAGAAGCUGCUGUCCAAACUCAAGUCCAACAGGAACAAGUUGCUGGGCUCCACCAAGAGACUGAAUGUGAACUACCAGGACUCAGACGGGUUUUCGGCGUUGCACCAUGCGGCUCUCACAGGGACCACGGAGCUGCUGUCUGCGCUGCUGGAGGCUCAGGCCACCGUGGACGUCAAAGACAGUAACGGAAUGCGUCCGCUGCAUUACGCAGCCUGGCAGGGAAAAGCUGAGUCUGUUCUGAUGCUGCUUCGCUCCGGAGCGUCGGUCAACGGCGUCUCCCUGGACGGACACAUCCCUCUGCACCUGGCAGCGCAGUACGGACACUACGAAGUGUCUGAGAUGCUGCUGCAGCAUCAGUCCAACCCCUGUCUGGUAAACAAGGCCAAGAAGACUCCUCUGGACCUGGCCUGUGAGUUCGGAAGAGUCCAGGUGGCCCAGCUGCUGCUGAGCAGUAACAUGGUCGUGGCGUUGUUGGAAGGAGAGAGGAAGGAGCCGACGGACUCGGCCUUCACGACACCGCUGCACCUCGCCGCCCGCAAUGGACACAAAGAAAUCAUACGGCUGCUGCUGAAGGCUGGCAUCGACAUCAACAAGACCACCAAAUCUGGAACGGCUCUGCACGAAGCUUCUCUGUACGGGAAAACAGAGGUGGUCCGACUGCUGCUGGACGCGGGAGUGGACGUCAACAUCCGUAACACCUACAACCAGACGGCGCUGGACAUCGUCAACCAGUUCACCACGUCGCACGCCAGCAGGGACAUCAAGCAGCUGCUCCGAGAUGCGACAGGUGUUUUGCAGGUCAGAGCUCUGAAGGAUUACUGGAACCUCCACGACCCGACCGCCCUCAACAUCCGAGCCGGAGAUGUCAUCAUGGUACCAGCGGCCCGUAGUGACCCGUCUCGUCCCCUGCAGGUGUUAGAACAGCACGUGGACGGGCGCUGGAAGGGCCACAUCCACGACACCCAGAGAGGGACGGACCGAGUGGGAUUCUUCCCUCCGUCCAUCGUAGAGGUCAUCAGCAGACGAAACGGGGGCACCCUGUCCCGGCACGCCUCCCUGCCCACCCAGCGCCAGCAGCUGCUGUCCAGAGCCCCCCUCUCCUCCAGCCUCAGCUCCGCCCCUCAGACCGACGACUCCUACACUCUGUACGCACCCCCCACCCACGUGGUGCUGCCGCUAGCCAACGGCCUCACUACCAACACAGGUUUGUCUCCGAGCCGCCUGUCUCAGUCUGAGUUUCCCUUUGAGGACAUCUGGGUUCUCAGGGACUCGUGUAAUGCUGGAGACAGGAACAGUGUCGGGAGCACCGGCAGCGUCGGAAGCACCCGCAGCGCCGGGAGUGGACAGAGCACCGAGAGCAACAACGCACCCAACGGACUCCAACACAACACUGGUCACCAUGACAACGCCAACAAGCCGGCGCCCCCUGCUGUUGACUCUGCACACUCUGACCUCAGCACACAGCUCGAUCAUCCUGCAGGUGGGACUCCUCGGAGGCAGGCGGUGACGGUGCAGAGACCCGCUGAGCAGAGUUUCUCCCAGCAGUUUGUUCGUCCUCAGCAGCUGCUGGAGGGGAAGGAUGCCGAGGCCAUCUACCAGUGGCUGAGUGAGUUCCAGCUGGAGCAGUAUACUGGGAACUUCAUCAGUGCUGGUUACGAUGUACCAACCAUCAGCAGGAUGACUCCUGAGGAUCUGACUGCCAUCGGAGUGACCAAACCAGGCCACCGGAAGAAAAUCUCCAUCGAGAUCAACAACCUGAAUAUCCCUGAGUGGUUGCCCGAGUACAUCCCAUCCGAUCUGGGUGAGUGGCUCAGUGCCAUCGGCCUCCCGCAGUACCACAAAAAACUCUCAGAAAACGGCUACGACUCCAUCAGCAUUGUCAAAGACCUCACGUGGGAAGACCUGCAGGAGAUCGGCAUCACCAAGCUGGGACACCAGAAGAAGCUGAUGCUGGCAGUGAAGAAGCUGUGUGACAUCCAGAGGGCGAUCCUUCAGGCCGAAUCAGGCCAAGGAACGCUGCGUCGCAAAGGCCCCGGAGCCCUGCACCUGGUCACCAUUGAGCCGCCUGACACAACAGGUGAAUGCUCUUCUCCUCACACCCCAAAGAUGCUGACCUUCCAGGACAGCGAACUGAGCGCUGAGCUGCAGACGGCCAUGUCCAGCCACUACGGAGGCUGCGAGGAAGGCUUCGCCAUCAAGAACGCUGUGGGAAUGUCCCAGAGCCAGGAGAGCAUCGACACCCGAUCCAGAGGCUCUGGACGCUCCCAGGAGCCCCCCACGGCUUCCAUCACCCCCCACAGCUGGUCUCAGGAGAGUCUGGAUGGCAGCCCCGCCAAGGAGAGGAACCUCCCAGAGGGCUGGGACCAGAGGCCUCUACAGCAGCAGCCGCUGCCCAAGCAGGUGCCUCUGGGCACGGCAACCGUGUUUAAGUACCCGGCAAUCCCAGCCAAGCCCAAACUGUCUGGAUCUCGCGGUCCCUCACCUCAUGGCUCCCCAGCAUUGAAGGGUUUCAGCUACCUGCAUUCUCAGUGUGGCUCCACAGACCUGAGCUCAUCGUCCAGGCUUGAGGGCCACUCCAUGACCCUGACGCCGCCCAAGAAGCGCGCCCAGAGCAUGACCCGCUACGCUCUGUCGGAUGGAGAGCCCGAUGAGGACGACGACGAUUCGGCGUUUCCUUCUGGAAACCUGUCGUCAUAUGCAACCCUGACCCGCAAACCUGGUCGCAGCCAGCUGGCUCGAUUACAGUUGAGUCCAGAAAAGAACGGCAAUGUGGGACGCAGUCAGUCCUUCGCAGUGCGUGCCCGGAAAAAAGGUCCCCCUCCUCCUCCUCCAAAGAGGCUGAGCUCAGUGAGCAGCACCACCAGUGGGGAGUUGAGCGACAGCAGCACAACGUCGUCUGCUGGCGGGGCGGUCACAGACAGUCCAGUGAGCGUGAGGAGCAUCGCAGCCUCUUUAGAAGGCAGGACAGAGAUGAAGAACCCACCAGGGCCUAAACCAGAUCUCAUUCAGCAGGAGCUGCCUCCCCCCUCCCUCAACCCUGCAGGGCAGGAACCCCGAGAGGCUGCUGGGGUGAGGAGGAGGGUGCAAAGUGAGUACAUUCCCACCCAGACCAGCAGCAGCACUGAACCAGAUCGAGGAGUGAAGUCUGACUCUGAGGAAGAAGAAUCAAAAGGUCGUGGGCUGGAGGGUUCCUCAUCCCCUCAGAACAGCUCCAGUGAGUGUAUCCCCUUCGCCGAGGAGGGCAACUUGACCAUCAAACAGAGACCCAAAGCUCCGGGGCCACCUAGGGCCGAGGCUGUGCUGGAGCCUCCAGAGAAACCAGCAGCCAAGAACCUGGAGGUGCCCGAGUUUAACCUGAAGGAAUCGGACACGGUGAAGCGCCGGCACAAACCUAAAGACAGGGAGCAGGGAGGAGGCUCCCCCAGCAGAGAGGGAGCAGCUGAGUCAGAGUCCGGCAGCAGCAGACCACCAUCCCAGAGCCAGGAGGUCAGUCUGAGGAUCAGUGAGGCCAGUUUGGAGAGGCCAGCCAGUCCCGCAACAGGAUCUCCCAUCAAACCUCCCCUCUCUCCAAAACCUCCUGCCGUUGCCCCAAAACCUGUCCGCCACAGUCUGCUGGCAGCACAAGCAGCUGGACCUUCCUCUCCGUCUGUGACCGUCAGCGGGGUUCAGAGUGUGGCCUUCAGCUCUCCGUCCUCUCCCGCUCAUUGGCCCCUGGCUCCAGCUCCAGCUCCGGCCCCUCCGGCCCCUCAGAGUCCCUCACUGACAGCGGCGAUGCCUCAUGUGUGUGUGGUGGGUCCGGGUCUCAUCCCUGAGUCAUCCUGCGGGACUGAGGUGGUUCAGCAGAGACUGGAUCAUACCAGCACAUCUCUGGAAGCAGCUCUGAUGGCCGUCGAGAGAAAACUGAAUCUGGAGGACAACUCAGACAGCGGGCCGAACACGGUGAAGUCCGCAGGGACAAUUCUGGACGACAUCGGCAACAUGUUUGACGACCUGGCCGACCAGCUGGACGCCAUGUUGGACUGAAGACUUUUUGAAUAGACAGAAUAUUCACCCUCAACCUCAGGAAGUGAAAACAGAGACAGACAAAAGGGGGAAACAGGGUGUUUGUCCUCACCCCUCUGCUCUGAACUUCACAACGGACGCAGUCGGAGGAGCAAAAACACUCGUCUGGUUUCUCAGCCUGAACACCAGCACUUAACCUCCGCUGUGCUUCCUCCACGAGGUCCUUCGCUCACAUUUCUAACAGACGUCUGGUUACUGAGCGGAUGAACGGCCCCUUUUUUAAACCUUUUUAACGGCCGUGUUGUCGUAUCCUAUCAAACAUGAACCAAACAAAGAAGAAGUUGGACCAGCGGUUUAUUAUCAGCCCACAGAUUAUUAUGAUUCUUGUUAUAGACUAAUAUUGUAACAUGAAGUUUUAUCUUUUUGACAUUAUACAGAGCCGAGUCCUGACCUCACUUCCUGUCCAGCAUCCGUUCCACUAACUGUCUGUAACUCAAUCUGUUCCUGGAUUUAACACUUAUUUAAUAUCUAAAAGUACAUUUAAAUAUUAAUUAUGUUGCCUGUAAGAAGUGUCAACUUCCAGCAGUUUUCGUGUUGUCCUCCCGUAUUAAACUAAAUGUGUUGUGGUCGUUUUGUUUCAGGUAAAUGUGAGACAGUGAAAUACAAUCCAGGAAGUCACAGAUCAGAUAAGUUUAUGAUAUCAGUAUUACAAACCUCUGAAACUCUUAGUAGCUGUUCAAAUUACAAAGUAUUCUAGUAUUCAAAAUGUCCUUAAAAUAAUAUUUAAAAGUUUUGUAUGUAAUUGUCAUUAAACUGUUGCUAACAGCGCCACCAGUGGUCGUUCAGUGAACUGCAUCCUGGGCGUCAGCCAACAGUGACAAACACUGAACGCUGUAAAAUAACUGACAAUCAUAUUUAGAAUAACGUUACUAUCUGCAAUGUUCCUAUGUUUUAUUUGGACCGUUAGCUCCAUGCUACUAACUAGCUCGCCGUUUACAAAUCACCCAUCAGCCAACACCACGAAGCAACCGACGCCAGACCCACAAUGCAACGCCAAGACACAGCCAGCCGAAAUCAGUCCACAGGCAGCAGUUAUUGUGUUAUUAUAUCAUUAUAAACUGAAGUUAAAAUACAAACAGAGAACCACAGUUAUGUUUUGAGGCUGAUUUUCAGUUGUUGUGUCAUAAAUGUGAUUUUUCUUCCUGGUGGAACAGAACCUGGACUCGGCUCUCUAUUCAUCGUGUCUGACCAUUUCAAAUUUUACCUUUUUGUAAUAUUUAAAAACAAAAAAAAUCUAUUUUAUACCAAGUGAUCUUAACCACGUGUAGUCAGUCUUCCACUCGGCUCGGCGUCGACGUGUUCGUGUUGUUCAAAGUGUUUAUGAAGCUGUAAAAGUGCUCAGAGAUACAAAGGGAAGCAUGUUCAGCUCAGUGUACAGUGGAAGACAGUGUCGGCGAUAUACAUAUUAUUUUUUGAUAUUCGUGUUAGCCAAAUUAGUAUUUAAAUUAGAGUUAUCUAAAUAUGUAUAUUGUACACUAGAGCUAUAUACAGGAGCAGAUAUUCAACCAAAGUCUUUGUACAAAUGUUCCUCAGAUAUUUUCACAAACAUUUCCUUUAACCCUGAACUCUUCCUGUUUAUUGUAUUGAUUAAUGUUGGAUCCAUAUUUAGCAUGACCUCGCUCUGUGUGAAUGAGACGCUCUCAGGAAAACUCCCUCCUGACCCGAACACGUCGGCUCGUCCUCGCAGCGCCGGAGGAAAUAAAACGCAGCAUUAAAAAGAAAUUAAAACAUUCUUCUAUGUAUUUCUGUAUAAUAUAUGCAUUUACUUUGUCAUAAUUAAAUGAAAAACAUUUGGUAAAAGGAGAA
Dicentrarchus labrax (European seabass) is the source of this 6551-nucleotide messenger RNA. Its product is annotated as caskin-2. The transcript is spliced from 22 exons. The record is from RefSeq and is a predicted model, not a curated record. Gene Ontology annotation, molecular function: protein binding. Lineage: Eukaryota; Metazoa; Chordata; Actinopteri; Moronidae. Bases 627 to 4706 code for a protein of 1359 amino acids.